Messenger RNA from Taeniopygia guttata (zebra finch), 4723 nucleotides. RefSeq names its product cytochrome P450 family 1 subfamily B member 1 (gene CYP1B1). Gene Ontology annotation, biological process: progesterone metabolic process; hormone biosynthetic process. Gene Ontology annotation, molecular function: steroid 17-alpha-monooxygenase activity; heme binding; iron ion binding. NCBI's taxonomy places the organism in Eukaryota, Metazoa, Chordata, Aves, Passeriformes, Estrildidae. The record is from RefSeq and is a predicted model, not a curated record.
GGCGACAGCCGGAGGAGGGGAAGCUCUUCGGCUUCCUCAGCCGCUAAGAUGCAGGCGAGACUUCGCCUCCCGACAGCGAGAGCUGCGAGCCCGCCCGCCACCUCCUCCGCUAAAACUUUUGGCCCCGGCCAUAAAAGCGUCCGCGGCUCAGCCGCUCCGCUUGGCGAGGGCCCAGGGGCAGCUGGCAAAUAACUGCGACCCCUCAAGCCAAAGGACGGGCCAGGCAACAGCGAUUUGCCAGCGGGGCCGUCCGCGUCCCGCCCGCACCGCGCCGCGCACCGCGGAUGCCGGCAGGUUUAAAGCCGGGAGUGGCAAUGCCAGGCGCCCAGAGGUGACGGCUCCGAUUCCGGCUGAGUCUGAGAACAGCGGGCCGUCCUCUCCGCGCCCUCUGAGCCGCUCGCCUUUGCUCCCUGCGGCGGGCUGGGCUGGCCCCGUCCAGUCCCCGCAGGCCAGCAGGCGGGUGGGAGGGAGAGAGAGAGGGAGGGGGCGCAGCAGCCCGCUCACUCCCGGUCCGCGGAGCUGCUCAGGGCAGGUGGCUGCCUUGGGGCGAGAGGGUUAAAGAGCUCGGAAGGUGAUAACUGCGCAGGGAUCGGGCGCAACUGGCAUUUGCCUGCACAUGACCUGCCAAGCUCCGGGUGACAGGUACCGGGGCUCUUAAUGAGUUUCCCAAAGGCUUGGAUCUGAACGCCGCCGUCGCCGCUCUCCUCGGAGCCGCGGCUGUCCGUUAGUGCUGCCGCCGGCUGCACAGCUCCUCUCCAUCCUCCUCAAGGUCUCGGAUGGAAGCAGUGUGCAACAGCAUGGCCCUCGAGAGGCUCGGGGAAGCGCUGCGCGGCAUGCCCCCGUUGCAAAGCUCCCUCCUGCUUCUCCUCUGCCUGCUCGCCGCCAUCCACCUGGGCAAGCUCCUCCUGCAGCAUCAGCAGCGCCGGCGGCAAGGCCAGCGCCGGGCACCGCCGGGCCCUUUCCCCUGGCCCCUGAUCGGCAACGCGGCGCAGCUGGGCAGCGCCCCGCACCUCUCCUUCGCCCGGCUGGCCAGCACCUACGGCGCCGUGUUCCAGCUGCGCCUGGGGCGCUGGCCCGUGGUGGUGCUGAACGGGGAGCGCGCCAUCCGCCAGGCCCUCGUCCGCCAGGGGGCCGCCUUCGCGGGCCGCCCGCCCUUCCCGUCCUUCCAGCUGGUGUCGGGCGGGCUCAGCCUGGCCUUCGGCGGAUACUCGGAGCUCUGGAAGCUGCACCGGCGGGCGGCGCACGCCACGGUGCGCGCCUUCUCCACGGGCAGCCCCGCCACCCGCCGCCUGCUGGAGCGGCACCUGGUGGGCGAGGCGCGGGCGCUGGUGGCGCUGCUGGUGCGCGGCAGCGCCGGCGGCGCCUUCCUCGACCCCUCGCGCGUCCUGGUGGUGGCCGUGGCCAACGUGAUGAGCGCCCUGUGCUUCGGCCGCCGCUACAGCCACGGCGACGGCGAGUUCCUGCGCAUCGUGGGGCGGAACGAGCAGUUCGGGCGAGCGGUGGGCGCCGGCAGCCUGGUGGAUGCGCUGCCCUGGCUCCAGCGCUUCCCCAGCCCCGUCCGCGCCGCCUACCGCGCCUUCCGCGACCUCAACCGCGACUUCUACGGCUUCGUCCGCGGCAAGUUCCUGCAGCACCAGCGCAGCCUGCGCCCCGGGGCCGCCCCCCGCGACAUGAUGGACGCCUUCAUCCGCCUGCAGCGGGAGCAGCCGUGGCUGCAGCUCGAGCACGUGCCCGCCACCGUCACCGACAUCUUCGGCGCCAGCCAGGACACCCUCUCCACCGCCCUGCAGUGGCUCCUCAUCUUCCUCAUCAGGUAUCCGAAAGUGCAGGCUAAAAUGCAAGAAGAAGUGGAUAGGAUUGUUGGAAGAGACCGUCUGCCAUGUGUUGAAGAUCAGCCUCACCUGCCCUACAUCAUGGCUUUCCUGUAUGAAUCCAUGCGUUUCAGCAGCUUUGUGCCUGUGACUAUCCCACACGCCACCACAACCAACACCUUCAUCAUGGGCUACCUCAUUCCCAAGGACACUGUCAUCUUUGUCAAUCAGUGGUCAGUGAAUCAUGACCCAGCAAAAUGGUCCAACCCAGAGGAUUUUGAUCCAACAAGAUUCCUGGAUGAGAAUGGGUUGAUCAAUAAAGAUCUCACUAGCAGCGUGAUGAUUUUCUCAUUGGGAAAGCGUCGAUGUAUUGGAGAGGAGUUAUCCAAGGUACAGCUCUUUCUCUUUACCUCCAUACUGGUGCAUCAGUGCAAUUUUACUGCUAAUCCAAAUGAGGACCCUAAAAUGGACUUUACCUAUGGGCUGACCAUUAAACCUAAGCCGUUCACUUUGAAUGUUACGCUCCGAGAUACGAUGGAGUUGCUUGAUCAGGCUGUCCAAAGACUGCAAGCAGAGAAAGCAGCCAGUGAAAGUCAGCUGUCAGCAAAUGCUUAAGCAAUAAACCUUGCAUCUACAGAUAAUCCCCCUCUCUCUUUUUAGAUUUAUAUAACUCAUAGCUUGUUCUGGUGAUAUUUUUGGUACAUAGCCAAUAUUACAUGCUAUAAAAGCAGGAAGAAAAGUUGCACAAGGUAUAAUUCAAGUAAUCUUUUUAAUUCUAGAAGGAGAGCCAAGGGAACAAUAUAUUAAAUGAUAAAACAUAUGCAAUUUGAAAGUAAGCCUUUUCUUUUCUAGCUUGUUCACAGAAGUUGUCAAUGUAAAGUGCUUUUUAUCUACUGACUGGUUGGAGCAUCUCCAGGAACUGUCUCUAUAAUCCUUUCCAUGUCUCCAUGCUCUCUGCCUUAACUCUAAGUUUGCCUUCAGUGACUCCACAUUCAGAAGUGAAAUCACUUAUUAAAAAACAAAACAAAACCAGUUGCUCAGAAAACUGCAGCCUGCUUCUGAAUUUACUCUGCUGGAAACUACCAUAGGCUCAUGGCAACUCUGGUGUUCUGGCUGCUGGGAUGUACAUUAAUGCCUCGAUAAUAAGUGUUCGCAGGAUUUUUGGUAAAAUGGCAAUGUAAAGUCUUGCCUUCAGCUUUCCAAAGUGUUUACAUAAAUGCCUAAAACAAUAAAAGUCUUGCUUGUAAGCAUGUUUGAAACUAAAAUUCAUGUCUUACAUGAAAAUUAGUAGAAUGUUCUACUAUAGUAACUUUCCACAAAGUUUUGAAAGAUCAGAAUUUUUGUCACUAGAUGGCAAGGGUGAUACAAAUCAUAUGCUAACCUGUUCAUUAGCAUAUUUACGAACAAAGUAAGUAUUUGAAUGAGAUUUAUAAAGGUAUAGCUGAACUUUUUGUUUCUUUAGGAAGGAGUUAAUACAGCUGUCCCUAAGCACAUAGGUAAGUCUAGUAAAAUCCACAUUGGCCAAGAUAGACAGAAGUGAGACUGGGGGGGUUUAUAUUAAAAUAUUAUUGCCACAAGCUUCAAGCAAAGCACACAGCAAAUAAUACCUCUACUCACUAGUCAUUCUGUUAGGCUGAGUUAAAUAGUAUAUCUUAAAAUCAACUAUGUACUUUUAGCACAAUUUGUUUGGAACAAAGUCCCAGAAGGAAAAUAAACAUUACAUGUCCUAAUUAAAGUACCCAUUAACUGAACAAAAAGUUCUUUUACAAUAUUUGUGAGGCAAAGUUCAUAAUUUUUCUUUUUAAACACCCCUUAUUUUAAAGUAAAGCACACAUGAAACUUUAUGAUGUGGAACCUCCAGCUAAUCUUUGUUUCACAAAGCUGCAAAUUUCUCUAGAAAGCAAACAGCCCUAUGUAAAUGCCUGAUUUGAAAAGUGGUGGGCACUUCUUUGGAGCUGCAGAUUGCCUUCAAUUACAUAUGAAAUCCAUCAGACAUGAGAGUUCCUCACAUGACUUGCUGUGCUCAGCCAGGGUUACAGUUAUCAGUACCAGAUAAGGUAUUAGCAGAGCUAGAAAAACAAGGUUACAGUGCUACACAGUGAAGUAGCUCUACUGAGACCUAAGCAAGUAAGGAUUUGCACUGUGACUUCUGAUAGAUGGCCAGUCUCAGUGACGCUGGCAGUAGGGACAGAGCUCCUACUGGCACUGGGAAGAGCUGGCUUAACACAACCCCGAUCUUACCUACAAGUUUGCUACUGAUUUAAAAAGCCUGAAUCAAGCCUGCAAGCACUGCUCUAUAAGCCCACACAGUACUAAUGUACCUGCUUAAAGUCUCUGGCUUCAUAUGGUAUCUAUUAUCUGGUUUAGAGCUAAAAAAAGCUUUCUGCUACAUACACAUGAAGUGACCUCAGGUGUUUUUGUGAAUUACAUACAAGUUUGUGAUAUCCCAGAACUUAGCCUAUAUCUGUGAAAAGCUUUAUAAGAUACUCAGCAUUUUCAUAUGGAGAUCUACAUUAGAUCAAAUGCUAGCAUGACAAUUUUUCUUUUACUUUUGUAAGUGUUGUUAUUAAAAGAAAUAAAGUAUGUAACCUAUAGCUGAAUCGCUAUUCUAAUGCAAGGAUAAUCAAUUCAUAUUUUAAUAAAAAAUGUCUUUUGCAAUUUUUUACCUUUCCAAAAGCUGUAACUAUGCAUUGGCUACUAGUGCAAAAUCCAUCCACACUGCUCAGGUCAGUCAAGAGGUUACAUGCUAUAUAGCUGUUGGUCACAUAAAGCCACAUGUACUCUGCAAAGUUAUUCAAAUUUAGUAGCACCUAUUUAGAAUGUAUGCAGUCAUUUAGCAAGCUAAAUUCUAUGGUAGUUUUGAGAUGUAUCAUUGUGUUCCCAAAAUAUUAAAUAAAAUUAUUCUUACACUA